Molecule: messenger RNA, 2720 nt
Organism: Tuber aestivum (summer truffle)
Lineage: Eukaryota; Fungi; Ascomycota; Pezizomycetes; Pezizales; Tuberaceae
Source: the annotation of a GenBank genome assembly
GAAACACUUGCCCGCAGGUACCAAUUGGAACUAUUUCGGCGGUUGCUCUUCAGCUACCCGUAAACGAGGCGGCUCCUCUCCAUCCGUCGAUUCCAUCUUCCUUUCCUACCUGCGAUAAAACCGAUUGAUCACAGUAUCGUUUUAGCACUCAGCAUGUCCUCCCUAUAAAGUCCUCGUGCCCACCAGAAUGUAUCAUACCUGAAAUUUCAAGAAAAAAAUUCAUAAUUUUACCCAUUUCCUUUGCCCCAACCCUUCCCAUAAUCCCACCUUUUUUCUCAUAAGCUUCGGAUAAAGCCAAUCGAGGAGCAGGAAAACAAGGAUCACCGUAUCGACAAGGACCAAGAACAAACAUUGUUCUUCGGAUCGAAACAGAAAACCUCAUGAGGCUCUUCCUAAUUCCCAUCUCGACUCGGCGCACUCUUGUCUACGCCCAGCGUCUGAACAAGAUAACUCAUGCAGAACCAUCCUACGCUGAUAAAGCCUCGGCGUGAGUUAACCUCACUAUCUUCGCCAUGUCGCUAUCCUUUUCACUGAUGAUGGUUUACGCCGCAGCAAGGCUGCCAAUGUUUGGUUUCAAUGGGUUUGCUCGCCUCUCCCGUCUUCCCAGAGCUACCUAUCUAUCUAUAUCUGAACGAAAAAAUAUAUACAUAUAUAAAUCUGCUACAUGAAGAAGUUCACGACCUGAUACCACUCCCUCUCGGACGAUAGGAAACCGGAAAAGCUGGCUGGCAACGAUGGAUUACGGAUGCAGGCAACAAACUUUUCAACAGGAUACCCCACGAGGAAUGGUUCGUAGAUACACGCUUUCGCUCCGCUUUUUACCUAUCUUCUUUUUUCAUGACCAAGAUCCGUGAUAUAGGAGUCUGAAAUCUAUACCGCCUCUAUCUGCGCGCCGACGAGACGGGGGGGUCGACAAGCAGAAGAUAGAAGUGCUAUAUCCACCUUCGGUCAUUGAGGAGAAGAAUGUCUCGUCUAUACUGCAAAGACUCUCUACCGAGCGUAACCAGAUUCACCGUACCCGGAUGAUCUGGUCCAUAGUUGGAAUGCCUAUUGUCGCUCCGUUUGCUAUUGUUCCCGUCAUCCCAAACGUAUGGCACCCGGUUCUGAUUCCUAUCCAUACUCAAAUACUCACACUAAUGGAAUUCAAUAGAUCCCCUUUUUCUAUCUCUUGUAUAGAGCCUUCUCUCACUGGAAAGGUAAUUACCUCUUGAGAUAGUCCAAGAAGAUAAUAUUAACAUCGUGAUGAAGCAUUAUCUGGUGCAAAACACCUAGAGUUCUUGCUUAGCCGAAAUCUUCUUGCCCCUACUCCAGCAACCUCCCUAGAAUCGGUAUAUAGACCGAUAAUGUUGAGGAUGGAAUCUGGGAAGAAGGAAAGCUGCAAGCUGGCGCAUGAGGUUAUGCUACUUCGGAAAGGCCACGCCCAAGAGGUAGGCACUGCAAUAAGCUCUACAAACGUUCCAGUAUGCUGACAUUCGGCUCGCUUUCAGAUUGCAUCUGUCACAGGAAUUCCCGCCUUGGCCACAGAAUGCGAACGCGCCUAUAAGCAAGUGGAGGAACACAUAAAAGAGGACCUGAAGAAGAAGAAACUGGAAUGAUAGUGGAGCACUCAUGAGCAUUAGGUAGGCCUGUAAAUCCCACAUCGCAGCUCAUUGUAUCAUAUUUCUAUGCUGAGUGCGUGAAGACAGGUUGCUAGAUAGAUAGGUUAACGGUUAUGGAAAAACGUGAGGACAAAUUUCGUGCGUGAACAAAUUUCCCUUGAAUGGGCAGGAAUAGGCAGCGAAUCUGGGGUGACAAACAAUUCCGCUUUCUAAAAAUCUAGUAAAAAUACUGGUGCGAGUACAGUGUCAAUGCAAGGCAGCCCGAAAAACCCCGACCCAAACCUUCAAGCACCUAAGGCAUCAUACCGAAGCUUGGGCCUCGAAUCUACCACCAAUCCUAGUUCCUUUCUGCAGUCCUCCUAAGCCUUAAACCAUCGCCAGGUAAAUUGCGCUAAUGGUCGUUAACCCAAGAACAGUGUACCCAGUCCUGUAGACAUCUUUGAUAUCCAACGCCUUGCCAGUAUCCCAGAGCAAAUGCCUAAUCCCAUUCCAAGAGUGAUAAGAAAACGGCAAGGCAACAGCAAGCUUAAUGCCAAACUUGGCCGCAGCCGGUAGCCCUGAGAAUGCCGCUGCGAUAGUAGCGCUGUCAAAAUGCCAUCCGAACGCCGGCGCCACAGCGUACGCGGCGAAGAAGCCAUAUGCACCCACCGAGAGAACGGAACCAGUAAUCCUGUUCGCAGCGGACCCGUACCAGGUCAGUUGCGGCUGGUAAAUGCUUAGGUGCGGGGAUAUAGGCCGCUGCUUGCGCUGGGCGACCAGGAUUGCGCAGGCGUCGUCCGGGGAGACAUUCUGUGCGGGAACGGAGGUGGAGGUUGUGAUGAGGCUAUGACCGAUAAGCAAAAGAAAGGAAGAGUUAUCAUACGGUGGUUAGAAUGAGCCCAGGCAAUUCGAGACAGGGGUUCUAGGUUCGGUGGCCAUACCGGAAUUGGCUCGCCACAAGAGAGUUCCUUGCUAUGAAGAACGGCUUUGGCAGCGCCGAUGCUGUGACUAUCAUUACAUUCAAUCCAAUCAGUCUUCUUUCUCUUGCGCUCGGCGCAUUGUGCAGGGGUGCGGGACGUACGACGGGUGGAAAAUCUGAACAUGAUUGUUUGCUACCGUAUGUCAGAGUAGCAAGUGAGGCGC